GAAACACUCUAGCCAAAGGGAUUCAUUCCUUGAGAAAGUAUUCGCUGAGCACCUUCUUGCUACUCAUGGGAAGGAGGAGGAGGAGAAGGACUUGGUGGAUGUACUGCUGCAGCUCCUGAGAGAGGGCACGCCUGAUUUCACCCUCUCUACAGAUAACAUCAAAUCUGUUGUUAUGGAUAGGUUUGUAGCUGGGACAGCUACCACUGCAACAACACUAGUAUGGGGAAUGUCUGAGCUAAUGAAGAACCAAUUGGCAAUGAAAAAAGCCCAAGACGAAGUAUGCGGCAUAGCUAAAAGCAAUAACACAAACAUGAUAGAAGAGAGAGACUUACACCAGCUCCAUUACCUAAAAGCAGUGGUGAAAGAGAUCUUGCGGUUACACCCUCCAAGUCCAUUGUUGGUUCCUCGUGAAUUGAUAGAGGACUGCAACAUAGAAGGCUACCAUAUCCCUGCAAAGGCUAGAGUUUUUGUGAAUGCUUGGGCAAUUGGGAGGCACCCAUACUCUUGGAUAGACCCUGAAGACUUUAGACCCGAAAGGUUUGUAGGUAGUAAUAUUGAUUACAGGGGCCAAGAUUUUGCACUGAUACCAUUUGAGGCAGGGCGAAGGGGAUGCCCUGGGAUUUUCUUUGCAAUGGCUAUCGUGGAGCUUGCAUUGGCAAAUGUCUUGCUUUGUUUCAAUUGGGCAAUGCCUGAUGGAAAGUAUCCUGAGGAUCUGGACACGAAUGAAGCUUCUGGACUAGCUGUGCACAAGGAAACCUCUUUGCCCCUAGUGGCAACUCCUCAAACUACUUCACAAUAGCAUUACUGGUGAUUAGUAACAUUUUUUAAUUUCGUUUUGAGUUCUGUAAUGCUACCUGUUCCUUAGGUUUUUGCUUCGGUCGACAUAUCAGUUUGGGUGAGGCAGGUCAAGGGUUCAAAACCUUAAAUUUGUCCCAUAUGACCCAAUCAAGCUAUCUUCUGUCUUUUUUUUUAAGUUGGGUACGCUGCAAGUUAGCUCUCAUGCCCUACACACUAAGAAGAGAGUGAUUGCAUUCGGAGGAAAGUAUCCAAACGGAAGGCAGCAUUUGUCCUACAUGCAAGAACUUUGUAGAAAAUGUAAAGAAAUGUGUAAUUAUCUAUCCUAUAUUCACCUUGAAAGAAGGUUAAUGUAUCAUGAAUAAACAGAAGCUGGAGGGUGAUGACCGAAGUUCGAGGGCUAACUGCAGCAACAAUACAUGAUUAGAAAAUAUAUGUAUAACAUGAAGAUAAUUAGUUUUGGCCAAUGUUCACAGAAUUGGGAGCCAGUGGUGAGGUGACCAAGCUGGUUUUGAGUCAAAGCCGGGAAUCAGUCCUGUGCCCAUGGAAUCUAUCAAUUCUGUCAGAGAACUAGAGAACUGGCUUGUGAAAGAACCGGGCAACCUGGACUGGCCAGAUGGCCUAGUUCCCACAUUUUCAUUUUUUUGUAAUUUUAUUUUUAAAAUUUUUAAUUUAAAUUUUAGCUUUUUAUUAACAUAAUCUUCUUGAGAGAGAUGUUCCCACCCCCACUAUUUGCAAUGGGGGAACCCGAAGGCCUUGGCAAGGCACAAAAAGCGGUGGAGUGAACUAGUUUUAUAUUUGCUUCUCAAUAAUCUCUCUUACUUCCCCGGAGUGGGACUAAAACUUAUAAACUAGGCACAUAAAGCUUUAACAUUCAUUUAUAAGCAAAUCUACUAGCUUUUAUAUAAGCUAGUAACAUUCAGAUUAUAAGGCUUUCAAAUUUUUAGAUAAAGCUACUUAGUAUAAGCGUUUGUAUAUAGCUUAUACUAUUGACUGAAAGCUUUCCUAUCGCUUUCUCACACAAAACAAUGAAAUGUAGGAGCUCUACUCAUUUGAAAACCAUAAUUUACACAACAUUGAUAUGUGUAUAACCUAUGAAAUUGGUGCGUCGAUAAAUGACUUCCAUUAUAUAAAGCUCUAUCUUAUAUAAGCUUUUGUAUAAAGCUCAAUCUUAUAUAAGCUUUUGUAUAUAGCUCAUACAAGUAUUGACCAAAAUUUUAUACAAAGCUUUGACAUAAGCUAGUUGCAUUUAUUCAAAAGCUUAUAUAAAACUUCUACACAAAAUCUUUUAUAUAAUAUAUAAAAUAAAAGCUUAUAAGCUAACAUUUACAGAAAAUCUUAUGUAAAAAGUUCAUCUUUGUCUAUAAAAUAGUAUUUGUUACUAACAAAAAAAAUGUAACAUUUUUCUGUACUGAUGUGCAUUAGCAGUGCCCAAAUCAAUCACAGUCGCUCAUUCCCCCUCAGAACAUAGAGGAAUAUCUUGAUAUUCCAUUGCUCACAAGCAAGUACUUGUAACUUGUGACUAUUUCUGUAUUUAUGAAAUGAUUGUUGUAGUCAGUGAGCUUAAUGUAUAUUAUUGUCAUUCUGUGAUGUAACUUGAAUAUUUUGAAUUCACUAUAUUGAUAUGUGAUAACAAUAUAAUAUCUUAAUAAUUGUAUCCUCUUAUA
Messenger RNA from Amborella trichopoda, 2462 nucleotides. Its product is annotated as cytochrome P450 71A1. NCBI's taxonomy places the organism in Eukaryota, Viridiplantae, Streptophyta, Magnoliopsida, Amborellales, Amborellaceae. The record is from RefSeq and is a predicted model, not a curated record. Gene Ontology annotation, molecular function: oxidoreductase activity, acting on paired donors, with incorporation or reduction of molecular oxygen; heme binding; iron ion binding.